AUGAAGUCUGUCAAGCGCCCUAAAGUGGACAUCUUUCGACCACCGCUGCAAACGUAUGCUAAUCAAAUUGAGAACAUAACGAAGAAAUCGUUUAGUGAUGUGCUCUUUGAGGACAUAAAAGACUACCGGCGACAUAUAUAUGAAAGCGACUGCAGAGCAGCAGAAAUGAGGCAAGAGAUUGAAAAGCUGAAACAGCAGGCCCUGGUUUCUGAAGCAAUGAUUAAAAGUCAGCAGAAGACAGCUAAAAAACAGAAAGAAAGUACAGCAAAGUUGUACACAUCCAUGACAUGUGUUGUUUGUCUCAAGCAUUUCGACAGUGUCGAGAGACUACCAUUCUUUUUAAGCUGCUGUCACAUGGUUUGUGAAGCAUGUAAGGAUAAAGCUGAUGAUGAAACUAUUGCGUGUCGCAUCUGUGGAAUCACAAGCGAGGCAAAGACCCUACAGGCUCACCAAAUCUUGCUUGACGUUAUAAGAGGACUCGAAAACCUAAUUUUGCAAUAAUUUCAAAGCUGGAUGGCUGCCCUGUCGUGUGGUUUAAUAAUAAUAAUCUUUAUUGUCCGUAAGGAAAUUUGUCUUACAAUUUGUGCAUUACACCAAACAAAAAACAUUAUAACUAUAAGAAACCAAAGUGUACAUUCACACCAGACUCACUCAUAAUUUACAUGUGACAAAGUUUAUACCAGAUUGUUCCUAUUUAAUGAUUUGAUUGCCAGGGGAACAAAAGAGUGUUUGUUUGUCUUUGCUAUCGGUGUCUUGUAUCUCUUUUGUAGACACAGUUUAAAAUAUUUAGGAUGGCAUCGUCUACACCUUUACCCUUUUGGUAAGCAAAUUGUAAAGGGUCUAACUUAUUACAAAGAUCAUUCAGAAGAAACAUUUUAAUCAAUUUUUCUAAACAUUUAGACACAAUGGAAGUAAGUGAAACAGGUCUAUAGUCAUUCAUUUCAUUCGGUUUGGAAACCUUUGGCACAGGUACAAUUAUAGAUGACUUCCACACAGGUGGUAUCUCAUGGUUUAGUAAUGAAGUAGAAAAAAUAUCUUGGAAAGGUUCAGCUAGUUGUUCAGCACAUUCUUUUAAGAUUCGCCCUUUUAUUUCAUCAGGUCAACCAGCUUUCAUUGGGUUGACGUUUUUGAAAAUGUUACAAACUUGCUCUUUAUUAAUCGCUAAUUCUAAACAGUUGUUAACAUUGACAUCCUCAAGGGCUUUGAGUCUUAGAUAAUUAAAAUCUUUCGUGUCGAAGCGACAAUAGAAAUCAUUUAACUCGUUGGCCAAUGUUUUUUCGUCUCUUGUAGCAAGAUUAUUUUUAAUUUUGACUUGUGCUCCGCGCUGGACUGUCAUUCAGUUUAUAGAUGGUCACUUAUUUUAUAGCAUUACUGAUAAUCAUUUAGUUCCUUAUUAGUUUAUAAGACAUUUUCAUUUUCUUUUCAUCGGCUUUCUCUGACUUAUUAUACUCAGCUGGAGUUAGUGUCAUUGGUAUUGCUUUUCUUCUCUGUCGUUUUUUUUUACCAGCGUUGUUCUAUUUUGAUACUGAACAGUGUAGGUGCUAGGACACAGCCUUGUUUUACCCCGUUUGAUACUUCGAAGGGCUCUGAUGGUUCACCACUUUCUAGGACACGAGCCUUCAUGCCAUCAUGAAAUAGUCUCACCAUGGUUAUGAAUUAUCGUGGACAGCCAUACUUUGACAUGAUCUUCCAGAGUCCUUCUCUGCUAACAGUGUCGAAUGCCUUUGUUAAGUCGACAUAUAUUGAAAAGAGGUCAGCAUUUUGUUCUUGGCUUUUCUCCUGUAGCUGCCUUGCUGCAAAG
Biomphalaria glabrata is the source of this 1801-nucleotide messenger RNA. RefSeq lists its product as uncharacterized. The record is from RefSeq and is a predicted model, not a curated record. Lineage: Eukaryota; Metazoa; Mollusca; Gastropoda; Planorbidae. The transcript is spliced from 5 exons. The coding region runs from base 1 to 501 and encodes 166 amino acids.